GACAUGCAAGCUACACACCACCGAGGAAGAAGUUAACGGCUGCUGCACGCUCGGUCCCGUUUGAACUCCACUGAUGGAAACGUGAUCAGCUUGAAAGUAGUGAAACUCCUGACCUGUCGCCAUCAGAGGAGGUAAAUAUAUGUUAACUUAAGCGUGUGAAAGUCUUGUAAACAUCAUUUGUUCAUGGUUUUUCCUGUCAGUUUUGGUCUCUUCUCUGGCUCAGUUAGCUCGUUAGCCCGCUGCUCCCGGUUCACUGUCUGUCUGUCUGUCUGCUGUCUACUUUUCCACUCAAUGAGAGACAUUGUUGUCGGAUUAACCGAACAUACAGCUGUCAUCCUGUUUCCACAGCGCACAUUUGUUUGAAUAGUGAAGCGUGUUUGCUGCUAAAGUGGCUAACGAAGUUGUGCUAGGCCGUUUUUCUUCACCAGCUACCGUAAACUCUGGAAAUUUGUGAAAGUUUACUGCGUGUUUACAACUUUCAGGUAGGAUCCAAGUGGACUGAUCACAGGAGGAAAUCACCACAGAGAUCCCACAUGGCUGCUCAAACACUUCAACAGCCCAGUUUCCUGUUGGUGAGUCCCUCCUGAUCUCCAUAUUCAUAUUUUCUAAUCGAGAGUGAACCUGUAUUUCAUCCAGCUAACACAGGGAUUCCGACCUUGUCAAACAUGUAAACAAUUCUGCUGUAUCAUGAACAAAGAAUCUGUGUUUACUAGCCAUACAGGAAGCUUGAUAACUCAGACUUUAUGCUCAGGAUUUUGUACAAAAAGUUUACACACCCCUGUUCAACUGCCAGGUUUUUGUCAUGUAAAAAAAAUAACUUCUUCCACCUUUAAUGUGACCUAUAAUCUGUACAACACAAUUGAAAAACAAAUAGAAAUCUUUCAGGGAGGUGAAGUAAAAAUAAACAACUGAGAUCAUGUGGUUGUUUGGGAAUGCAGCCCAAAGCGGGUGGUAAACUCCAUCUAAGGCUGAAUACCGGUACGCAUCUAAACCGGCGCAUCUCCUCCAUUGCAGUCGGCCGCUUCCUGCCCUCCAUUUUCAAAUAUAAGUCAGGAUCACGUGACUGAAAACCUCCUAUUUUGCGAAAAGACAUCUGAAAUCUCCCAAACGCAUGUGGGAAAAUGUGUUAUGGUCUGAUGAAACCAAAGUUGAGCAUUUCUGGCAUCAACGCAAAAGGUAUAUUUGGCGCAAAAUCAACACUGCUUAUCACAAAAAGAACACCAUACCUACAGUGAAGCAAGGUCGUGGCAGCAUCAUGCUUUGGGGCUGUUUUUCUCCAGCUGGAACUGGGGCCUUAGUCAGGGUGGAGGGAAUUAUGAAAAGUUACAAAUACCAGUCAGUGUUGGCACAAAACCUGCAGCCUUCUGCUAGAAAGCUGAAGAUGAAGAGGAACUUCAUCUUUCAGCACGACAAUGACCCAAAGCACACAUCUAAAUCAACAAAACAACGGCUUCACCUGAAUAAGAUUGAGACUUUGGAAUGGCCCAGCCAGAGCCCAGACCUGAAUCCCAUCGAACAUUUGUGGGGUGAUCUGAAGAGGGCUGUGCACAGGAGAUACCCUCGCAAUCUGUCAGUUUUGGAGCGGUUUUGCAAGGAAGAGUGGGCAAAUAUUGCCACAUCAAAAUUUGCCACGCUGAUAGACUCCUACCCAAAAAUACUGAGUGCUGUAAUAAAAGCCAAAGGUGCUGCAACAAAGUAUUAGUUUAAGGGUGUGCAUAUUUAUGCAACCAGGUUAUUUUAACUUUUCUAUUUUUUAUUUUUCUCCUUAAAGGUUUCAGUUUGUUUUUCAAUUGCAUUGUACAGGUUAUAGGUCACAUUAAAGGUGGAAAAAGUUGUGAAAAUAUUUAUCUUGCUGUAAUUUUCUUACAUCACGAAAACCUGGCAGUUGAACAGGAGUGUGUAGACUUUUUAUUUCCACUGUACUUUUCAGAAAGAGUUGAUGAAUGUAUUGUGGUUGUCACCUAGGCCAACCUUAAAGCUGAUUCAACCACCAAACCUCUCCUCCAACGAUGCCAAGACUUGGUGAAGAUUAUUGAUGAGUAUCCUGCAAAGGUAAAGUUAAACCUCCCUCAAAUGUUGUUGUUUGCUGACUUCAUAUAGCUGCCAUACAUGACAGUUUCCAGAGCUGUGUAUCUGAUUGCAGUUUAAUCAUACCUGUGAUAUAGACACUCACAAUAAACCCAUCAGAAAUGUUGGAAUUUGUUCCAUUCAAUAAUGUAUGGCGACUAUCCAAAACAACUUAGUCACCGAGAGGCUGAGUAGGGGAAAAAGAUACCUUGCCUGACGCGCUGGCUGUUUAAGCUUCAAUGAACAGGCUGUAUCUCUGUUUGUAGUUUUAUUGAUGAAAAAAAGACGAAGAACUUACAUGAAAACAAAAAAGGCAGUCGUUUAAUAUCAGGUGAAAAAGCGGUCCGCAAAAACUAGGACUUCCCCAUUCACCCCCUCUCCAUUGUUGACUUCACUACUACCGGUGCUGACGUACUACCUCCACCCCCACCACGUGACUCUCAUCCCCGUCUAACCACACAAUACACAAAUAUUAUAAAAGAUCAUGGCUACCACAAAGAACUGGCAUCUAAAAAUAAGAUAAUCCAUACUUAAUGACAAUUGUAAGUAUUGCUCUCUGACUCAGCAUGUGCAUUUUUCUUGGCUUGGGUAUAAUUGUUCAAGUGUGUUCAAGCUCAAACAAGCUAACAGCGACCUGCAGAUAUUUUGGAGCCAGUUUAGUGGUAAUUUGGAUUCAUAUUGAAAUAAACUGCCCAAUUUAAUAUGACACAAGUGCUUUUGGGGCCCAAAGUCAGCUCAAUGGUGCCAAGGGUUUGCAUUACUGAAUUAGGCAUAGAAUAUAGAUUUGUUUUGGGGAAACAUGAAAUAUAUGUGAAUGCAUUGUGGUAAAUGAAUUUGAAAAAGUAUGACAGCUUUUAAUUACAAGUACACACUAAGGCCAAACACAAACAUCCAAGUUUUUGGAAGUAGUGGUUGUGCCCAAAUCCCAUGACCAAAUCUGAAAGGCACAGAUUUCAACAGGAUGAGUCAAUUUCAUUAAAAAAAGAGCCCCAACUCACGGUUAUGAGAUUUUAUGCCUAGACAUCCAGGGUGUACUUAGGGCUGAACCAGUUUAAAGUUGAACUUUGAACUCUGAUCGUCAUAAUGAUAUGUGUAACUAUUGCAGCUUGGACAAACUUGUUGGCUGAAAAUGUUUGAAGGGUAAUACUUGGAGAUGAGUUCAUCUUCAUUCUGCACACGCGGUAGACUCAGUCAGCUGCUUGUCCCUCGUCUGAGUCUGCACUGAGGGUUCGACCUUACCUUUCAUGUUAAGUGUAUGUUACAUGCAGAGACAGCUGCUGCUACUUUGACCUCUGAGUUUCACUUUGAGUGUCUUCACUUUCACUUUGAAGGGAUCUUACACUUUACACUGCAAUCUGUUCUCUGCAUACAUGAGGAGAUGUUCACUGAAUCAGCAAAUGUGUUGUGUUAUUUUAGCUGCUCUGUUUGAAGUUUUAUGGUGAUGUGUACAUUUGUCUACUGUUGACUAAAUGUGUACUUAUUUCUCCCAAAGUUGUACACAAAAAUAGCACAGUUCUGUCUGAGAGCAGCUGUUGUUGCUUCAGUGAGUGACUCAAAGAAUGAAUGUGAGGCAGCAGUAAUAUGUGAGCAGUAUUGUUCUCUGAUUCAUCAGUGACUGUACUUUGAAUACAUCACUGUUGUAAACUUCUUCUUCAUGCUCCGGUCAUCAGGCUUAUUGAACGUAUCCCAUUAGACAAUAACAAUGGCUUAAUUUUCAACCUUUUUAAUCUUUUUCUGGUUUUAAAAAACUCCUUCAUCUUAACUCGCUCUCAAAGCAUUUCUGACUCCUUCUUCAGGGUGGCUCAUCAAGGUUAAAAGUAGUGUUGGGGUCGAAGGUUUUUUUGUCCCCCGAAUAUUUUUUUUGAAAAAUAUAAGAUAUUUCCAAUUGCUUGAAUACAGUUGUCAUUUUCUUAUUUUUUAUACACACAUGCAUAGGUAAACAGUCACAUUUACACAUACAUAAAUGAAAAGUGAACAAAAACACACUCUGAUAAAAUAGAGGAAAAAUAAUUACAGUGCAGAGUGCAGUGUAAAAAUAACAAACAAACAACACGCAUACUAUUAGUCAUAUAUGCAAUAUAAAACACACCACAGGAACAGGCAGAAAUUUUAUCAGGUAGUACCUCUAAAUGAGUGAAAUAGGAAAUAAAAGGUGUCAUUUGUGAAAAAAAAAUGAGUGUAAAUCCUCUUAAUGUAAAUUUUAUUUUCUCAAGCUUUAAAAAAACCAUGAUGUCUUUAAGCCACCGGGAAAUAGAAGGAUAGUAAGCAGAUUUCCAAUGUAACAAUAAUAAACGUCUUGCAAGUAAGGAUGUGAAGGUUUUUAGUUGAAUAUAGAUAUAAGCAGAGUAACAUUAUCCUGUUGAUCUACAGACCCCAUCAUGCCAUGAUUAUGGUCAUUAAUGUGGGGAGAAUUCUGCUUAAAGGGUCCAGCCCUGAGCUAUUUCUGUCAAAACUCAAUUCUUAUGUUUCGUGUCCUUUUCUCCAAAAAAAACUGAAGCGUCUGUCAUGUUUCAGAAACAUAGACAGCCACACCAGUUAAUGGAAUAACUUAAUCCAUCAGACUGAUGAAGAUUUUUAGCGGCAUUCUCCAAGUUUUGUACCGCUGGUCAUCAGAAGUAAGGUGUCUCCCUCAGCAGAUUGUGUUGAAAUGUACCUUUAUGAUCUCAUUACUCUGUGUGUGUGUGUUUGCUUGAAGGAGCUGCACUCGGUCUUCCCCUGGCUGGUGGAGAGUGUGUUUGGCAGUCUGGAUGGCGUCAUCGCAGGCUGGAACCUGCGACUCCUCCAUUCAAGAUGCAAUGAGUACAACAUUGUGACGGAGUUUCUACACCCUGGGUAGUUUAUCUGUUUAUCAGCUUGUGUGGUCAGAGAGAAAAAGCUUUCAUUGCUCAAGGAUCAAGUUUAAACUUUCUCUUAUCUGCUUGUGUUUUUCAGCGGGCCAAUGAUGAAGCUUGUAUAUAAACUGCAAGCAGAAGAUUACAAAUAUGAAAUACCUGUCAAUUAUCUUCCAGUAAGAACUUUUGUCUCACUUCUCUUUUCUCCUCAAACCAGCUCAAUCCAUGUGGUGUGUGUAUGCCGUUUUUAACUCUUAACAGCUCUUGAAUUAUAUUGUAACAGGUAAAAGAAAUGAGUUCAUUAUAAAAUUGAAGAGUAUGUUGUGUGUGAGCCUGGAAAGAUGUUUCUUAACAUGAUGAAACUUAAUUUUCUUAAGUAUCCAAAGCUGCUUCAGCUGAAGAGUUGUUCCAGAAAUGAUUAUCCACCUCAGUGUAUCCAUUUGUGAACCACAGGGUCCUGUGAAGGCCUGCAUCCAGGAGGGAGUUCUCCCAGACUGUCCCCUGUUCCACAACAAGCUGCAGUUUCCCCUGUCCGGUCUGCUGUCUCUGAACGUUGCUUUGAGUAUCCUUCCCAACACAAACACUGUCUGUCUGGCUUCUGAUGAUGGUGUUAGUGAGGGUCACCUCAGGCUGACUCAGGCUAUAUAUGGUUUUGUCAUAACAAGUGCUCGACAGAUUCUGACUCUAGCUUUUUUUUUGUGCUGUGAGUGAAUUUAUAUCUCAAGUGAUCUUUUAUUGAGCUGUCUACAACUUUUCAUAAUCGGCAAAUUUGAAGCUGAAAGUGCAUUGUUAUAUCUGAAAUAUAGGUUUAGCCCCCAAAUAAAGGUCAGUCAUAUGAGUUGGUUACCUGUGAGUAACACAGAAAAGGAAACUUUCCAGCUUUUUUCUCGGUGUCUGUUCCAAAAAUAUCAAUCUGAAACAUUUUCAGGUGGAACAGUUUCUCCACAUUUAUUCAUGAUUUCAUUCAGCAUUUUAAAAAGCAUGUUCAAGUUGUCUGACUGUUGGGGGUUCAUGCAAGACACGAAGGGGACUGACUCUAAAGAACUGUGACGUGAAAUGAUUCUUAACCUUCUUCAGAUCCUUUUGAAUUCUACAUGUUUAACUUUGCCUAUUGUCUCAUCACACCAAAGGUGAGUUUGUCACAGUGCGAUCUUCUUUAUUGUUUGUUCACUGCUUCUUAGAAAUCAAUCGUGAUCAUAUUUUUUAAAAAGUUAGCUCAAUGUAAGUUGAAGCGUUUUCUUCAAAUUGAGCUCAAGCCAUCUCUCUGUUUUCAGAGCCAUCCUCAAGGUCUUCAUGUGAGCUCCACUGACAGCGCCUACUUUGUGCUCGUGGACACCUACCUCAAAUACUUCCUCCCCAGUGAGGGCAGUGUCCCGCCGUCCCCUUUCUCUGAUUCCAGAGGUUCUGUCACCGCACCUUCACCACGGUACAGAAAGAGAAGCCUGUCACAUCAGCCUGAAGUUUUUUUGUUUAUACAUUUUAUGAAUAACAUUCAACCAAACUUCUGUAGACAUAGUUUUCUCUUAGAGGUUAAAACGUGGAAUGUUUGACACACCAAACUGUUGACAAAGUGUUUUGUGACUCCCUCUGUUCAUACUUUUUCCUCCACAGAUCCUCCGGUGUGUCUUUCGCUGGUUAUGGCGUCCACAGUCCUAGUCUCCUCAAACACCACAUAUUCCAUCAGCCAUCGGUCAACGCAGACCCCUCAGCCCAGGAAAUCUGGAGGUCUGAGACUCUCUUACAGGUAGAACAUGGAUCCAAAAAAUAAUCUCAAAUGAGUGAUGUUCAAAUGUCUUGAAUGUCUUCUGAAUAUUCUUGUUCCAGUUAGAGCUAAAAGUUUGUUUGUGUGUGUUUACCAAAGAUGUUUGUGGAGAUCUGGCUCCAUCACUACUCUUUGGAUAUGUAUCAGAAGCUGCAGUCUCCUCAAGUGAAGGUAAGGAGAUGCCCCCCCCCAUCAUCCCUAUUGCACUGCAGCACCGCACGGCUGGCUGUUGACUGGCUGACCACGACCCCCUCACCCCCAUCCUCCAACCCCUUCCCCUUGUUUCCCUGUUAGGAUGCCUUACUGUUAAACUUUCUUUUUCCUUCACUGUUCAUGGGCUUUGUUUGAAGAUGAACCAGCUUCUGUAGGCGGUAAAUACUGUGAAUACUCUUUGAAGAAAUGUAUAUGACUGUUCACACUGUAAGCAGCCACAUAUUUAUAUGCCAUAUUUGUGCAGAGUAUUUCAAAACUGCACAUGAAAUGUUAUACAGGUACUACACAAAAAGAGAUACUGACAUGCUUGAGGAAAUCAAAGUUUUCUACUGCUGCUUCAAGUGUGAACACACAGCAGAUGACCCUGUUCCAGUUUAUGUGUUAUAUCUUAUUUAAUCCGUCUAGCAUUUUUAGCACAUGCAGAGUAGAGCUACUGUUCUGAGGAGUCUUGGAUGUGUUCCUGGUGGAAGUGCUUUUGCUGCCUUUAACAUUUUUGCAUGCUGCAUGUCCAAAACACCAAGUUUUCGUUCUGGUGGAUGCAUGUAAAACACCAACAUAGACUCACAAGAUGACUGCUUCUGGUUAUCAUUGGGGAUACACAGGGAACCGGAUCUCCUUCAAAGCAGAACAUGCCAACAGUUGGUUUUCAAAGAUGGCAAAAAUCCUGUGAUGUCCAAAAUUUGAGCAUGUCUUUCUGAUGAUUCUAGCCAGUAGAGACACCCUUUGCUUGUCAUUUGGAUGGCUGUAGCUGUUGGGAGUUCUAACAUUUAAAGAUACAGUUCUGUCUUUGCACUCAUUUUUCUCUGUUUCCUUAAUGGAAAGUCUCUUAUAUCAAGUGACAGUUUUCUCAUUGCAAACAAACCUGUGUGCACAUGAAUCACACCCUGCAGCCUGGCUCAGUUAUAAUAGUUUGACUUAAAAUUUAAACCUAGAUCUAGACUUUUGACACAGUUAGCAUCUGUGGAAAAUCAAGGCAGAAAACUUUUUUACUCAUUUGCUUUGGGACUUUUUUAUGUAAUACAAUAAAAAUCAAGUUAUUUUCUCUUAAAUCUCCAGGGUUGAUAAUAUCAUGACUCCAAAAUCCUGAGCAGCACAAAGUGUGAUUCUUGUCAAGUCAAAGUAAACAUAAGACAGGUUACAUAGUACGACCAUCAGCCCAGAGCAGUCACAGUGCGACUUCAUGCUGGUGUUGAUUGCCUGUUUUUCCUACUCAUUCACACAGUGUGUAUAUCUAAAACCCUUCACUUGUACACACACUUUGACCCACAGCUUUAGCUGUAUGCCGACUGCAUGUUUUAGUGCAGAACACACUUAUUACCCAUCCAGCAACAGUUUCCUGAGUGUCUGUUGUGCAGUACUGUCGUCCGUAGUCUCUUUUUAAGGUAAGAGUACUGGAGCUGUUACUGUUUGUUAAGGCAAAGGUUUUUCUGUUAGUGGUUAAAUAAUUCUAUACAGCUCUUUGAAAGAUCUGCAGCACGUUUCAGAUGAAUCAAAGAGGAUUUCAAGCAUUGAGGCUUCAUUACUGCUCUGUAAGACUGCACAGGAAACGGUGAAUUAGCCCUUUAGCUCCUGCAUGCUGACCAUUGCCCUGCAUUUAAGUGCACUUAACCAUACACUAAACACCUUAAAACACAUUAACAAAUAUGUCCUGUUAUUUUGUUGUGUCAUGUGUCCAUCAUGCUAAAGAGUGAAUUUAAACUGAAAGAUUUUGACUGAAUCAAACCAACCCAAUUCAAUUUCAGAUGUCCUCCAUCUACAGUGUCAUUCAAACAUCAAAUGUUCUCAAUCCCAGACCACAAAGUAAACUUCCGUUUGCUGUGCCUCAUUCAAAAAAUGGAAACUUCUGCACAGUAACAAAAUCUUUCAGUUUUCACUUCAUUCUGUUAAAGAUGUUAAACACCAGGGAUGGGAAUCAUUUAAAGUGACUGAUUAACCAAAAGAUAGUUUUUUUGUUUGUUCUGUUUUUUUAUAUAAAUAUAUUUUUUUAACAUUCGUAUUUUUGCCUUUGUUGAUAAGUCGGAAUAAAGAAGAAAAACAGGAAAACACACUUGUUAACUCCCCUGCAUCUGUUAAACAACAGCUAGUGCUAGCAUCCAGAGCUAACAUGAAUCUCAGUAAAUAUGUGCUUUGAUGCUAAUUUUAGCUUCAAGUUAAUAUUGUACAGCUCUCACUGAUUGAAUUGAAGGCUAUAGGAUAAAGUGAUAUGGCAUGAGACUAUCAAUAUAAAGUGACAUGGUGUAAAGUCAAAUAAAUAACCCACAGGGUAUUAAAGAAAAGAUAACAACUUUAUUGAUCCUUGAAGGAAAAUCAACUGAGAAGAGCUGUGAUAAGUAUAAAAUAUAAAAUAGAAGGAUUACAAUAAGGCGUUGUCUGUGUACAGUAUAAUGUAAUAUAAGGAUAUGGUGUUUUCUUUGAAGUAAAUUUAGCCCACUUUUGCUAAAAUAGAAAAUAUAGGCCACUGAUGGUGCCUUGAAUAAUACCGGUUUCUUUCAUUUAAUGUUCAUGUAAUGGGGAUUUUUAUAUAAAGGAAAUUUGUCUUUUGUGUCUGUUGAAAAUUAAAGAUUACUGACAGAGCCAUAAGAAAAUAUUGCUUUAUUUAUCUGAUCAUAUUGGAAUAUAUUUGUUAAGUUUUCAGUAGGUUGCACUUUCACUAGACUAUAUGCGUCAUUUAAAACAUUUUCAAUGAACAUUCGAUCAGUCCGGCCCUCGGCUCCUGCCACCUUUUCUUUCCUCCCUCCUCCCUCCUCUUCCUCUUCCUCACCUUCCCUGUUUUCCCUUCUGCUCUCUCCACUCUUCCUCCACCCUUUUGUGGUUGUCCUUCCUCUUCCUUGUCUUCCUCUCCCUCCUGGUGGUUACGGGUGAACAGCUGGCGCUGCUGCAGUACCGCCUCAGUAUGUCCAGCAUGCCGUGCCAACCUCACGCCCCACCAGGCUCUGGGACCCUCCACACCUACCAAGUACUUUUACCUUUUCAUUCACCCCCGCCCCUCUGGGGCCUCCUGGAGGUAAACCUCAGUCAGUUUCAAUCAGAGUCAAGGGUACUUCUCUCAUGUUGACAAACACGGUGAGACAUCAUCCCUGCAGUCACCAGCCUCAUGAUGGCAGCGUUUUCUACAGCUUGAUGGUUAAAUCCUGAUUCUGCGCAGAAUUGACUACUUCUUGAAUUUGUUUUGCCUUUAUUCAAAAGCAGGUGGCUUGCAGGUGGACAGUAGAAGUAACAGAUCAUAACCAUUUCAAGACAAACGGAGAAAUAAGAUAGCUGUAAUUUGCUUUUAAUAAUAGUCUGUUAAAAAAAUCUUUUGGUCAGGGUUUAGAGGAGUUUCUGGCCACAUUUGUUGACUUUUGUCAUUGUUUUCAUUUAGCUUGAUUUAGAGGUAAUGCCCCCAACAAUUUCCCUCUGUGUUCAUCCUCACCCAAACUUAUCACCUUUUAAUCUCCAACCCCAGACCUCCAGUCUGACUGUAAGUUGUGAAUCCGUGCAGAGAAGUAUCCUUGACGGGGAAAGCAAUCCUGGAAUGAUGACGCUUUGGAGUUUGAAUCUUUGGGCAGACUUUUGCUGCUUCGGGUGUGGUUCUCUCUGCUGUUCUACGUUCAGAAAGGCAUGCUUUGUUACUCCAAGUCUGGUGUGCUUUGUUGUGUUACAUGUUUACAUGAUAGAUUAAUGUUCAUUUCUACUGACACUGCUCUGCUCUAAAGGCGCAACCUUUAUUUUCCAUGACUUUAGAAAAAAUCAUGUAAGUAUUAGAACAUGUAUACUUUUCUAUUCUUAGCUGAAAUCUAGAUAGGAUGUACUUUGCUGGGGUAAUGUAUGUGUUUGCUGGCAUCCACAAGAAGAAGCAUUGCAUCCUUUUUACAAAGCAGCUUUGCUAUAAGCAGCCUGUGGAGCACUGAGGUCCUACAUUUCUAAUUCAAAUACACAAAAUCGAAAUCAGCUCUUAAGAUGAAGUUUUAAAAUCAAAAUGAAUGAUUGAAAAAUAGAAAUCUGAAAUCAAAUAUAAGACUUAUCAAGAGCAGGUUUCUAAUGAUAACAGUGUACACAUGGUCCACUUUUCUGAGCCAUAGUCUUUGGAGUCUUUGAAUUACACGAUCAGAGUAAGGGAUUCAUUACUAAGGAAGUGUUAGGUUAAAAAGAGGUAAAUUGAUCCUGCUAAAUUGUGCAGCUCCUGUGUGUAAACACAACGCAUGGAAACUCGAGCUUGCAGGGCAUGAAACAGUCCUGAGGGGCUGAUGAAGUGCAGUCCAGGAUCUGUAACCAGUCAAACUGGAACAAAGAAACUAAAUCGUCCAUAAGUGUGAGACCUCUGUGCUGCAAAUAUAAAGCUCUGAGCCUUUGGUGAUUGUUCGGCUGCUUUUGGAUCGGGAUGCAUUAUGAUUGGCUGCUCUUUGAAACUGGGAGGAAACUGGGUGGGGUCUGUGGAAGUAGCAUUUUUGUGACUGGUUGUCUUUUCAGGAACCGUUCAGCCCGACAGAGGAACACGUGCUGGUGGUGCGUCUCUUGGUGAAACACCUGCAUGCUUUCUCCAACAGUCUGAAGCCUGAGCAGCUCUCCUCCUCACCCUCAGCCCACUCACACACUCACACCAGCCCGCUGGAGGAGUUCAAGAGGUCAGCGUCAUCAUACAUGCUUCAGUCAGACACACUACAUAGAGAGAGAAGUUUAUUAUACCAUUUCUUUCCUUUAGGUUAGCCCUGUUUCUUUUUACUUCCAUAUUUUAAAGGACCAAUCAGUAUGAAUAGUUGAGAUGAUUUCCCAGAAGAUUGCUCUGGAUGAAAACCACAUAACAGACCAAAACUGGAGCAAAAAUACUUAACCCCUGAUUGUAGUUUGUAGUGUGUAACGGCAUUAAGUAGGACUGGGUGAUUUGGCAAAAAAAAAUUAAAAAAAAUUAUCACAAUAUAUUUUGUCUGAUCGCCAUUAGAACGGUUUUAUUUGUAUUUUUCCAAACCGCCAGUUUUAAAGCAUCUGUACUAAAAACGAAAGAAACUAGAGAUUAGUUCAAUAUUUUAUUAACAUACAACGUAAAUAGCAAAGCAAAUUGAACAAGAUGAACAUAGAAAAAUCUAAAAAACAUUUUAACCCAACAAUUAAAAAAAAUGUAGAUAAAUACUAGAUAAUACAGUGAACUAGUUUACAGUCCUGAUUGUUUUUGCAGGUAUGCAAGACCCAAAAUAAACAAAUCACACCCUCAGGGAUAAUGAAGACGCCUUAAAAUGUAAAAAUUAGAGAAUGUCAACAUAGAUAUACGAUUGAUUGCUGCUUUGGUCUGGUGGCUGCUCCGCUAGUUGUAGCUAAACUGCUAAUGCUACUUGUGCCGUCAGCAGUGACAGGCUGUGUACACUUCGCUCACAUUUCCAUGCUUUCCACAUAAUCACUGGGGAAGAACUUUCUUUAAAAGACUAAACAGAUCUGUUGUGUUGCCGUUUUUUUUAGGGCAUCGAUCGCUGACGUACCUUGCACAUUGGCUUAAUGCUCGAUGUCACUUUGGAGACACCCGAACCACCAUCUUUGGCUUUGUUCGGUCAUUCUGUUUACUUCUCCAGUAACUUACAGAGUUGAGCAGGAAAACCUCGACUCUGAUUGGCUGUUGUGACGCACAUUUCCACUAUGCUUGAUCGAGUAAAUAUGCUCACAGCUGAUCACCGUGAUCAGCUGAAAUUUAUCACGAUUAUUUAUCUCAAUCAUAUAAUCGCCCAGUCCUAACAUUAAGUCAGUAUACCAGUGUUUAAAAGUGUAAUAAUAGCCCAUCUUAAUCAGAUAAAACUGCUGACACCGCUGUCUUCUUGUUCAUCAGUCUUUGUUGAGAAAAAUCACAACUUUUGUUCUUAAAUGUUUUUUUGAUAUGAGGUUUUCUACAAAAAUUACUUCAAGAACACAAAAUAACAAUCAAGGCUGUUGUAAACCAGCAACUGUGGUGCUCUGUUAAAUCAAACCUCUCUUUCCUCAGAAGAUCCUGGUGGCUUUUAGAGAGAUACAGAUGAAGUUGCAUAUGUUACAGCUAGUUGCCCUGCUGUAGCAAUCUGUUGAGCAACAGCUAAUGUAUUUGUACUGUUCAGUCCUUUUACCCAAAAUAUGUCAAAAUAAGGCCACUGUUUAGAAAGAUCACAACUUACUCCUUAACAUAGUGUCAUUGCUUUGAAUGAAAACUGUCCAGACAUGUUUUGCACGACUCACAGCCUGAAAGAGUUUGUUUGUCUCUUUCUUCUGUCUUCAGAGUGGUGGUGCAGCGUUUUGUCCAGCAGAAACUGUACCUGUUUCUCCAACACUGCUUUGGACACUGGCCUCUUGAUGCGUCUUUCAGAGCGGUAGGUCCCAUUCAGAAUUAAACCCCUAUGAUGUUCUUUAUUUUUGUCUGUGUUUAACCCGGACGGUACAGUCAUCUUCCUCUGUUAGAAGAUGAAGUUUUUCUUUUGGUUUCUUGUUCUUCAGUGCUUCAGCUCUGUCUAGUCCUUUACAGCAAAAACUUGGAACUGCUUCUUUAUUUACUUUGAAUUAUUCAGCUGAUUUGCGAAACAAAAAACUUCAGAUUAAUUCAAGUAAAUUUAUGGAUGUUUGAAUACUCAGAACUGACUCGAUUCACACCGACUGAAUAUCAUCUUUGUGUUUAGGUGUUGGAGACGUGGCUGAGCUACAUCCAGCCGUGGAGAUACACAGGAGAAAAGAUCAAUCCUCAACCAGACCAAGCCAGAACAGUGCCUGAUAAAUGGUGAGUCUGACGUCCCUUCCCUGAAAGGCUUUAAUUCAGGAACUUUUUGUGGGAUUCCUUAAGACUUUAUUCGACCAUCAGAAAUGCUGUUUGUUUUUUGUUUUUUUCUUUAAAGCUUCUCCCCUGUUUUUAUUUUUCACAUUUUGGUAGUUUUUCUUUUCUUCCUUUCAAACCAAAUAAAACAAGAAGACAUUCAAGAAUCAAAUCCAAUUGUUGUUUUUACCUGGUUGGUUCAGAUUUACAGAGGACACGAUUAGAUAUAAUUUUGUGUUACUGCUUUGCUGUCACUUUGGUUCUGACGUGAGCUUGCUUGUUUUGCAGGGAGUCGUUUGUUCAGGAGAACCUGCUCAUGUACACGAAGCUCUUCCAGGUGUUUUUGAACAGAACAGUGAGGACAGAUCUGGUUAAUGCCAAAAAUGCUCUGAUGGUCUUCAGGGUGGCCAAAGUGUUCGCUCAGCCAAACCUGGCUGAGAUGAUCCAGAAGGGUAAGCACAGAAAAGACAAACGCGCGAGGUGAAGACAUGCUGUCUCUGAUAAAUCGAUUUCAUCAAUAUUGUUGAUUUAGUGAGACAAUAUUAGUAACCUUCUGUCACAAGCAGGUGUGUGUGUACUUGUGUUUUUUCACAUGCCUGAUAGGGGACUACAGGAUGGGGCUGACUGAAGCAGAAUGAGUUUAUGUGAAGAUAAUAAAAAUAAUGGAGAUGAAUACAGUUCAUAAAAUAAAGUCUCAUAUGUUUUUCAGACUUUUAUCUGUAGUAGAUUAAAUCAAAUCAUAACCAAACCAAAUAUGUCCAUCCAGGAGAGCAGCUGUUUCUGGAGCCAGAGCACGUCCUCCACCACCGACAACCUCGCGGCUACCUGACGCCAAGCCAAGGAGGCAGCUUUCUGUCAUCACGGCAGCGUGUAAUGACGGAUGUGGUGUUCAGGGUUAAGAGCCACGUUUACGCUUUGGAGGGCCAGGACUGCCAGUACAAACAGAUGUUUGGUACUGAGCUCAGAGGAGCAGUAAGUUUGGUCACCAAUCCAAAUGUUUAUCACCAAAAAGAGAGACACACACAAUCUAAAUCUUGUGUCCGUUUUUCAGGUCAUGAAGUUGAUACAAAUAAUUGCACAGGCUCGACAAACAGCAAAAAGGAUAUCUGAUCAUUCCAACGAGAUGGCGACCAACAGCUCGUUCCUGUCCUGGUUUGGGUUCAGCUCUUCUGAUCUGAACAACACGUUCACCGGGGCCGAGCCGGAGGAGAGCGGGGAAUGUUUGAAAAAGACCCACGAGUUCCUGGACAGAGCUUUAGAGAACCUGUGUCAGAUCUUCAAGGUAAGAUGCAGCACUCGACUGAUGUCACUGCACUGCGUCUCUUGGUGGACAUAACUGACCAUCGGUCAGUGUGUUAGCAAAUGUUGUAAAGAGAAAUAAAGAAAUGAAGAUCUUUUCAUAAAAGUUAUUAGCACUUGCACAAACUGUAGUCGAGUCACCAAAACUAAGCCCGAGUCGAGUCUUAGGUCUUCAGUGGUGUUUUUCAAACUGUUUCAAAUAAUCUAAGUCAUAAAAGCAAAAAAUGUGAAUGGUUAUAACAGUAUGUGGAAAAAAUACAAAUCGCACAAUUUCACAUUUAAAUAAAAAUGACACAUUUAAAAAUAAAGUUGCAAAGCAUGUAGCUACCUAUAUGAUGUGUGUAGAAAUGUCACUACUGCAAAUAUUGCAAGGUAUUAUAGCCAAUCCUAAAAGUUUUUUUCCUGCAUUAAUAACUUAUCAGGACACAGGAAACUCAGUCCUGGACGCGAGUACUACAAUGCUGAGUUGCACAUUUGUAAUGUGCUACAUAAGUAAUACUCUUGAAUUCCAUGGAUUUCUGUAGCCAACAAACAGUCCCAGGUUACAGGGAAACCUUACAGUUAAUUUAUGCAGAACAUCCAGAAUGUUUUUUCGAGCGAGUAGAAUAGAAAAGCCUUUUCUGUAAUGGCACACAAUCUGAAGAAUAAUUACAAGUGCCAUCACUCUUAAGUGUCAGGGCAGUUUAAGAUACAGUGUAAUUGUAACAAGUUAGAAUAUUGAGCGAAUGAUUGUACGUUGAGUUUUAUUUUUUUAAGUUCUACAACUCAAAUCUUGUUCUGUGUUUUUUUAAUGUUGGUUGUUCUUUGUUUUCUAGCUGAACCAGGGGCAGCUUACUCAGCUUAUAGCCAACCUUGGCUCCACUCAGGAUGAUGGAAACUCCAGACAGCUUCCAGAUUGCAUCCAGGGAGAGAACGGACUCAUCCUGACUGAUCUGGGGAGGAGGCAGGUCAGUAAGAGAGGAGGAGAGCGCGCACUUUAACUACCAGCCAAUCACUGAAGACUUCAAUCUGACACUGUGCGUGUGUGUGUGUGUUUGAACUUUUGUGCAGAUCAUGAACGGACUGCGAAGGUUUGAGAUUCAUUAUCAAGGAGACCCUGAGCUCCAGCCCAUCAGGAGUUAUGAGAGCGCCCUGCUGGUCAGGCUUUUCUACAAGAUCUCUUCCCUGGUUAAUGAGAGGGUGAGUCAGCUUCCUUCAGCUUAUUGUACACAUAAUAAAAACUGAGGUGUCCAAAAUGUCUCUUUAAAGUUGGUGAAACCUAAACCAAAAUAUUAGAAGGCAUAAUGGAAACCUGCCCAGAAUGUCAUGUUUUUCGUGAUCUUGUUUUUAUAAAGUCUUUUAAAUCAGAGCAGGAAUUUUCAUGCUGUGGGGUGACUGAACCUCUUUUCAUUAUUUAAAUAAAAGUUCGUAUUUUUCUCCCAUCACCCCUUAACAGUUUGGAAGACACAUGAACGCACUCUGCUCUCGUCCAGACUUCCUGGGUCGCCUCGGUCGUCACUAUCUGUCAGAUGGAGAUUCUGCAGUAAAACUCAGGCACAGCCCGAUGUCACAGCAGGCGAUGGAGAGGAACCAGCGGCCGAGGCUGAGCUUGCGCCCGCUGGCCAGCUACCGGACCAUCCUGCUGCUGCUGCUCUUCUACAUGUUUGGAGCUCUCCUGUCAUUUGGCCCAGUGUCUAGCACUCUGCUGAUCCUCACUGGAGGAUUCCUGUAUGGACUCUUUAUGAUGCUGUUUGGAGACAAAAUUAAAACACACUAGCACAGGGUCCCUACAUAUCUGGAAUGAUCCACAAAAAUAGGUUUUAUCAAUUAUAUUUGAAGGCUUUGCAAAGAAAGUGUUUUUUUAUUCAGGGCUGCAGCUUCUCUUUUUCUUCAUACUUUAACCUUACAAGAAUGUUUGACUGUCCAAAACCCCAAGAUGAUGUCAUCAGAUGUCUUCAUUUCCAGGAUCCUUCAGUGCAGCGGCUUGGACAGGACAACUUUUGGAUCUUAGAUCUUCAAUGAUUCAUGAUGUUCAAAAACAGUCGCCAUUUUGAUUCCUAUAGUGAAAUCUUGAAGGUGCUACCUAUGACACUGCCGUCAAAGAUCAGAGCCAGAGCAGCUGGGAAUAAUCCCUUUAUUUUUUUAAGCUUUGGACUCCGAAUGUGGUGAACAGUCUUUGAACAUUUGCAUCCAAUCUUGGAGUUUUUGUAUACAAAGUAAUGGCAGCGCUUUGAAGCUGGGUGUGUAAGUGCCCUGUUGGCAGUAGUUUGGCAGCUUUUUCUUUGUUCUUGUUCUUGCUUUAGCAGCUCAACUGUGUAAAAUGUGGUCCAUUUGACAUUGUAAAUAUAGACAGAACAGUUAUUGCUCUGUCACUUAGCUUUUUUUUGUUGUUUUUAACAAGAUGCAGGCCAAGUCUUAAAAAAUGCCAGAUGAUACAGACUAUUUUUCUCUAAGAAGGCAGAAGGUGUUUUUGGACAAAAGAUUCAAUAAACAGUUUGCACUUGUUUCUUUUUCUGAUUGUUGAAUGAAGUGAAAAAAGGAGGAAUUUUAAAGAGCAGGUUCAGUAAGGAUGUAAAAACAUGAUGGUGGAACUGAGAGAGGCAAGGCAAGUUUAUUAGCACAAUUCACACACAAGGCGGUUCAAAGUGCUUUAAAGAUGCAAGGAAAUGUAUUGGAAAUGGAAAAAGACAUUAAAACAAUUUAAAAUCAAGACAAACAGA
Messenger RNA from Xyrichtys novacula (pearly razorfish), 17607 nucleotides. The record is from the annotation of a GenBank genome assembly. NCBI's taxonomy places the organism in Eukaryota, Metazoa, Chordata, Actinopteri, Labriformes, Labridae.